GUAGCAUUGGAGGGAAACGCCGUUCAGCCUCGUUCCUUCAGGAGAGGUCAUCCAUACUUGUUGUACUGUACUUUAACAGGAUUUAUUCAAGGAAGCCUUUCAAUCUGAAAGGAAGAUGGGGAAAGGCUUCAAAGUGGUGGUUUGUGGAAUGGCUUCAGUGGGGAAGACGACUGUUUUGGAGCGAGUUCUGUAUGGUCAUCACAGGAUUGAUGAUGAAUAUUUGGCAACUAUAGAAGAUGUGUAUGUGGCUUCAGCUGAAACGGAUCGAGGAAUCAAGGAACAGUUACGGCUGUAUGACACCAGAGGAGUGCGAGAGGGAGAGGAAUUUCCCAAACACUACUUCUCCAUUGCAGAUGGUUUUGUCCUGGUGUAUGCUGUGAACAGCCUAAAGUCCUUUGAAAUUGUGGACUGGCUCAAGAAGGAGAUUGACAAGCUGAGAGACAAAAAAGAGGUGUCAGUUGUUGUUUUAGGCAAUAAGAUGGAUCUUUCGGAGGAGAGACAAGUAGAAACUGAGGUAGCACAACAGUGGGCUCGGUUGGAGAAGGUGAAGCUGUGGGAAGUGACAGCAAUGGAUGCUAAAACGCUGAUGGAGCCCUUCAUGGUAUUGGCAAGCAAACUGUCUCAGUCCCAAAACAAAUCAGCCUUUCCUUUGCCUGGACGGAAGACCAAAGGCAAUAAUGACGACAGCUAAAAAACUUUGCUGCCAGGGAUGAGUGCCUUGAGUUGUCUCUUCAUCCUCCUGCUGAGCCAGGUGUUCUAUUUUGCUAUUCCUUUGACACUUGUCAAGCGUUCGUCGUGCUUCAGGCUGCUAUUGGUAAAAAUUCUGUGUAUUCAAUUCAGAUCCUUGGUUUCUAAAACAGUUGAAUAGCCUGAGAGAUCAAGGGCAAGGGUGGUUUUGGAAGUCUCUGCAUAAAAGCACUGCAGGGAUCAUGGUGGUCUGUUUUUAAUAGUUGUUUGGUUCAAUAGGCAUAAAGUGGCAAGGUCUAACAGGUUAUCAAGGAAAAAGGUGCGUAAGGGUGUUUUAAGAUGAUGUUAUUGUUGUGUAGGCAUUUUGCCUUAAUUAUGGAAACUUACUUUCGCUUCCAGUUGUGAUUUGGAACCUGCUACUUCUUCCCUUGUUUCUUCCUACAUAAAUUCCAAAAAUGGGGAACAGAUGGGAGUAGAUACAGUGUCUUUCUACUGACAUUACUAGGAGCAUGCCUAAGAACCAGUUAGCUGACUACAGUUUAACUCGCUCUAUGUAUUGGAUUGUAGCAGCUCUAACAGCAACAGCAAAAAAGAUAACACGGUAAGUAUGUUUGGGAAACCUGUUGUGCACCAGCCUUCAGCAGACAGAUGAUUUCUAAUAUAACAGGGCUUCAAAGUGUUUGGCCAAGUUGGGGAAAUCUUAGAACCUGGGCCGGACUGCGGCGGAAGAAUGUCUCCACUGACUAAGUUGAAUGCAAGGCAUUUAAGGAAAAUUCAAGUUGUUUGCUUAUCUCAUUUUAGAUAUCAGAAUGCACUGCAAGCCUCCAGAUAGCUUGGUUUUCGAGAAGACAGCCUUUAUUCGCUACCGCAUUUGGGGAGGGUGACCAAGUUGUUUAGGAUAUUCUAGAAUUCAUAAUCCAAAAAAGCAACUUCUCUAGGCUCUGAUCUCUGUAUUACAGUGCCUAUUUGGUCAGUUUAAAAAAGGCAAAUUGAGAAGAAUGUCAUAUACUCAAGGGAUUAAGAUCAAGGAAGUCUAUCUUCCAGUUAACACAUGUUUUGCUUCAGUUGGUACCUUUCUCAGACAAGGAAAGCUUUGUACAUGCUCAUGGAAGCAAUUAGAUCCCAGGACAUCUAGAAUUUUACAGUUACUCAGUACUCUGAAUUGUGCUUUGAAACACCAACAGUGCAGUUUUGUUGAA
Molecule: messenger RNA, 1886 nt
Organism: Anolis sagrei ordinatus
Lineage: Eukaryota; Metazoa; Chordata; Lepidosauria; Squamata; Anolidae
Gene: NKIRAS1
Product: NFKB inhibitor interacting Ras like 1
Biological process (GO): canonical NF-kappaB signal transduction; Ral protein signal transduction
Molecular function (GO): GTPase activating protein binding; GTPase activity; GTP binding
Source: RefSeq, a predicted model, not a curated record